Molecule: messenger RNA, 1149 nt
Organism: Oppiella nova
Lineage: Eukaryota; Metazoa; Arthropoda; Arachnida; Sarcoptiformes; Oppiidae
Source: the annotation of a GenBank genome assembly
AUGCUUUACAAGGAAUUAAAGGAACUAGAGCAAAAGAUUUUCAACACCAUUCUCGAGGGAAAAUUACGAGCGCUGAAUCGCAUCAUGAAGGACCUUCAAGAUGAUAAAACCCUCGAGGUUCAAAAAGUAGCAGCAAUUGGCGAUGCUAUUUCCCAAUUCGAUGAGAUUUUGCCAGUGUUUGCCAAAGAAAACACAAUCUUUCGCGAACGUUUUUAUCAUGGUGCCCCUUUGUUUGUUCGCUUCUGUACAAUUCUGAAAGCAAUUUGCCUGAUUGCUGAACAAACGACUGACUACAACACUUCGAACCUGCAGAGUUUAAAACAAAACUACCAGGAAGUGUUGGAUUGGUACCGGAUCAAGUGCAUUGGGAGAAGGAUGGCAUCUUGUUAUGUAAAAGGGAUGUUGGUUCUUCCUGGUGUUGGUGACUGGGUUAGCGAUUGGGACAGGCAUUAUGAAAAAUAUAAGAAAUACUAUGAAGAGAGCACUUGGUUCCAAUGGAUCAAAUAUGCAGAGAACCUGGGUGGUGAAGGGUGGAGGCUGUGGUGCGGAUGGACGACGUAUUGCAACCUCAUAGACACCUGGGACACUAGAGCCCAUGACGAAGUACAAUUUGAACCCUUGGAACUAAAAAUCACCUCAGAAACGUUGAAAGGAGAAGAAGGUUAUCAUAGAGAUGUGCUAGCUGAAUAUCGAAAACGGGUUGAAGUGGUUAUGUCGAAGUUCUUCGAUGACAUCAGAAAGAGACCUCCAAAUGUGGACAUAAAGUACGGCAGGGAAACCAUCUAUUGCUUCGAUAACGAGGCCUUUCGGUUCGCAGUGGCGUCGGCACCGCCUAAUAACAUGGUGUUUGACGACAUGUUAAAACGAGACUACGAAAUUAACUGGCAAAGAUCAGUCAAAGAAUGCGAUCGACUAUUAGAGCGAAUCAUAUCCAUUCCGCCCCAUAAGGUGAUGGACACCCUAUCCUUGAAUAACUCCAAACAGAAUAUUCUGUUAUUGACUAAACCAUUGGCUGACAUUGCUAAAAACAUAUCAGAUAACGUCAAACAAUGUGAGCGGCAUAAGAAACGUAUCCAUGAAUUCACUGGCGAUAUAAAAGCCCUCUUAGAAGAAAUUUCUCGAUACGGAAAGUUGGCCAUGCUAGUUUAA